AUGACUUCAGGGCCCGAAAAUGGUUUCUACUCGUCGGGCCAGUUUAUGAAUCCAGGUCCAGCACCUCGUCCCCCUACCGAUCGACCUCGACAUCUGGAGUUGCAGCGCUCAACUACCUCGAUACCGACGAGCACCUUUGAGUCCAUGUCUUUGGGAGGAGGCCCCGCUUCGCCAGCCAUCAGCACUCCAAGUGCGCCCUACUUCUCCAACGGCAGCUCUCUAUCAUUGUCAACGAAUGGAAAACCCUCGGGCCCGGUGACGAUCAUCAAGGAAGGCCAUGUGCGCUGCAAAGAAGACAAAUUCCUCGCGCAAUGGAACCAACGAUACCUGAUUCUCCGCGAGUUCAGACUGGAUUUCUUGAAGAGUGAGAAUGGAAAGCUCAUGCAGUCCAUCCAACUGAAUACCGUGACGGGGGUGACUCGUUCUGAGGAGACCCGGAUGGCCUUUGAGAUCACCCGCAUUGCAAAUCCCAAAGAUGCUGGUGGUAAAAUCAUCAUGGCUCGUGACAUGCCAACCCGGACAAUCACCUGUGAAGUCCGGAGCGACGACGAGAUUUAUGAUUGGAUCGACAAAAUAUACGAGCGGUGCCCAGGCAUGGGCGGUGUGAGUAACCCUACAAAUUUCAGCCAUCGUAUCCAUGUUGGCUUUGACCCUCAAACAGGUGGCUUUGUUGGAUUACCACAGGAGUGGGAGAAACUGUUGAACAAUUCCGCUAUUACAAGAGACGAUUACAAGAAAAAUCCUCAGGCCGUCAUUGAAGUUUUACAAUUCGUUUCAGACCAGAAGAUGCGUGAGCAGCACCCCGAGAUGUACACCCCCGGCAUGGUCACUCCCCCAGCUACACAGCCGAAUAAACAACUUGGAUACACGACAGGGGGCAAUAGUGUUGCUCCUCCAAGGCCAGCACCACCCACAGAUGCGCAACGAUAUAAUUCUAAUCAGUUCAUCAACAAAUAUCAGGAAGGACCUUCCCGGAUAGGGACUCCCCCCAGUAAACCGCCCUUGCAACGGGCCCAAACAGAUAAGGGUGGAUACGACAUGGAGGCUGAUGCCGCCCGGAUUAAAGCCAUCGCCAUGGAAGAGCAAAAGCGACGUCAGAUGGAGGCGGAAGCGAAGCGGGCAAGAGAGGUUGAAAGACAGAGGGAACAGGAGCGAGAAGAUAUGGAGCGCAGCCGCAGAGAGCAAGAAGCUUACAACGCUUCGUUACCGAAGACACGCCCACCGUUAGCCCAGCAGGAGAUCGGAGGGUACGGGGGUGGCCCUGAUCGUGGGCCUAACAGACAAGAUCCCAGAUACAACCCCGCGAGGGCCGCUCCCAGUGCUCCCCAGCAAUCAUCCUCCGGGUCGGCAAGGCAAAAUCCCACUGCACAAAGACCGGCUCCUUCUGCUCCGACCAGCAGCUCCCAAAAGUCCAUUCCCCAGUCACUCUCUUCCAGCCAGACUUCGUUACGAUCACCAGAGAGCAGAGAGCGUGAUCGUCAACCUUCACCAAAUGCCAGAUAUCCUCCAGAUGAAGUAUCCCGGAAGGAUAACACAACCAAGCCACAAACCAACGGCGUCAAUGGACAAUCUGCGAGUCGGUCGCAGGGAUCUGUACAGCAGCCCAAACCUCUCAAUGUCGCCAAACAGCCACAAGCAAAACCUGCGGCUGACCCUCGCAAAGAGGCCGAGAUUGCAUUGACAGCGAAGAAGCCAGUCGAAGAGCGAGCCAAGGAAGUCCGGAUGUCGAGCAUGAGCGAGAGCGAAGUCAUGGCCAAGCUCAAGCAGGUGGUGUCCAAAGACAAUCCUUUGGAGUCAUACAGCAAACAAAAGAAGAUUGGUCAAGGCGCGUCUGGUUCGGUGUACGUUGCCCGAGUCAAGGAAAGUGCAACAUCGGCUGUUGCGCGUGAAAUAUACCGCACACAUGGCCCUAAGGGCCAGGUGGCGAUCAAGCAGAUGGAUCUCCGCAAUCAACCUCGCAAGGAGCUGAUCGUCAACGAAAUCAUCGUCAUGAAAGAUUCCAAACAUCCAAAUAUUGUCAACUUCCUCGACUCUUUCCUCCAAGAACAGAACAACGAGCUGUGGGUGGUGAUGGAGUUCAUGGAGGGUGGUGCGCUUACAGAUAUCAUCGACAAUAACCCAGUGAUCACCGAGGAUCAGAUUGCUACAAUCUGCUACGAAACCUGCAAGGGUCUCGCUCACUUGCAUUCUCAAGACAUCAUUCACCGAGACAUCAAGAGUGACAAUGUGCUGCUCGAUCGUGUGGGUAAUGUCAAGAUCACCGAUUUUGGGUUCUGUGCUAAGCUCACCGAGUCAAAGAGCAAACGCGCGACGAUGGUUGGGACACCCUACUGGAUGGCGCCCGAGGUUGUGAAGCAAAAGGAGUACGGACCCAAAGUCGACAUUUGGUCUCUGGGCAUCAUGGCCAUCGAGAUGAUAGAAUCGGAGCCGCCAUAUCUUAACGAGGAGCCCCUCAAGGCAUUGUUCUUGAUCGCGACCAACGGCACACCGCGGUUAAAGAACCCCAAUAAACUAUCACGGGAGCUGAAGGCAUUCCUCAGUGUCUGUCUCUGUGUCGACGUCAGGAGCCGCGCCAGUGCCGACGAAUUGCUGCGGAACGAUUUUAUGCGCAUGGGCUGCAGUUUAGCAAGUCUAAGCGAACUUUUGAAAUGGCGAGAAAAGGGUCGACAAUGA
Fonsecaea nubica is the source of this 2673-nucleotide messenger RNA. RefSeq lists its product as hypothetical. Gene Ontology annotation, molecular function: ATP binding; protein serine/threonine kinase activity. The record is from RefSeq and is a predicted model, not a curated record. Gene Ontology annotation, cellular component: cytoplasm. Gene Ontology annotation, biological process: intracellular signal transduction; regulation of MAPK cascade; protein phosphorylation. Lineage: Eukaryota; Fungi; Ascomycota; Eurotiomycetes; Chaetothyriales; Herpotrichiellaceae. The coding region runs from base 1 to 2673 and encodes 890 amino acids. The transcript is spliced from 3 exons.